Molecule: messenger RNA, 2175 nt
Organism: Aspergillus pseudonomiae
Lineage: Eukaryota; Fungi; Ascomycota; Eurotiomycetes; Eurotiales; Aspergillaceae
Product: NAD-dependent malic enzyme
Exons: 6
Coding region: 84-2060 (658 amino acids)
Biological process (GO): pyruvate metabolic process; malate metabolic process
Cellular component (GO): mitochondrion
Molecular function (GO): malate dehydrogenase (decarboxylating) (NAD+) activity; NAD binding
Source: RefSeq, a predicted model, not a curated record
GAGCCUUCGUCUAAUCACUCCACGGCCCUGGUUCUUAGACCUCGCGACGACCUCCCUGGAGAUCACAACGGGUGUUCUGUGUUAUGACCACCGGAAUGUUGUGGAUUACUCCUCAGAGGGGUUCAAUGUUAGCGCGCAUACAUAAAAACAGACUGCUUCCUAUCAUUCUGUCAUCUCGUGCAACCAUUUCCUCUGUCUCCUCCUCGUCUUCUUCACUAUCAUUUUCCGUUGCAGGUACUCGCCCCAAUAGUAGUGUGACUCAGCUUGCCCCAAUGGCUCGUCUCCCUUCACAGCAAGGCCGUCAGGUCCAUGCGACCUCGACGUCGUAUGUGAAUCAUGCCGCUCCAGUAGAGGCCAACUAUGAUACUGCGAACCCUCCUUACAUCCGCAAGUACCUCCGUACGUACGGUCUGACUCCCCCGCGCGCAGAAUCCUACGAGGUUCAGAAGACAAGAUGUCUGGCACAAUUGGCCUUGAAGCAAACCCCCAUUGACAAGUUUCUCUACCUGAGCACUCUUCGCAAGAACAAUGUGCAUCUGUUCUACCGUCUGGUGACGGAUCAUCUGAGGGAACUUACCCCUCUGAUCUAUACCCCGGUCGUCGGUGAAGCUUGCCAGAGAUGGUCCGAGAUCUACCAGCAACCGGAAGGUAUGUACCUAAGCUGGGAAGAUCGCGGCAAUCUUGCUGCAGUCAUUGCCAAUUGGCCCCAACCCCAUGUGGAGAUCACAUGCAUCACCGAUGGCUCCCGAAUUCUCGGCCUCGGCGACCUUGGCAUCAAUGGAAUGGGUAUUCCCAUUGGCAAGUUGGCGCUCUACACUGCAUGUGCAGGUAUUCGCCCCGAGGCCACCCUUCCUUUGACUUUGGAUCUGGGAACAAGCAACAAGACUCUCCGGGAAGACCCGUUGUACAUGGGUAGCCGCCGUGACAAGAUUACCCCGGAAGAGGAGCGGGAGUUUAUGGAUGAGUUGAUGGCUGCUCUUACGGAGCGUUGGCCUGGCAUUGUCAUUCAGUUCGAAGACUUCAAGAACCCCUUCCCUGCCCUGGAGCGCUACCGCGAUAUUUACACGUGCUUCAACGAUGAUAUCCAGGGCACGGGUGCCGUCAUCCUGGGUGGAGUCAUCAACGCCGUGAAGCGCUCGGGUCUUCCUUGCAAGGAUCACCGUGCUGUCUUCUUCGGUGCGGGAAGUGCCGGUGUCGGCGUUGCUAAACAGAUUGUUGCUUUCUUUAUGCGUGAGGGCAUGACUGAGGAUGAGGCUCGGUCCUGCUUCUACCUGGUCGACACCAAGGGUCUCGUCACCUCUGACCGUGGUGACAAGCUCGCCGACCACAAGGUCUACUUCGCCCGGGAGGACAAUGGCGGCCAACAGUACAAGACCCUGGAGGAGGUUGUCGACCAUGUGAAGCCAACCAUUCUCAUGGGUUUGUCAACCAUUGGUGGCGUCUUCACUCCAGAGAUCCUGCGCAAGAUGGCUGACUGGAACACCGCUCCUAUCAUUUUCCCUCUCUCCAACCCCUCCUCCAAGUCCGAGUGUGACUUCGAGACCGCUAUCACUCACACUGAUGGUCGGGCUCUCUUUGCCUCUGGCUCCCCCUUCCAGCCCGUCUCAUUCACCAACUCUGCUGGAGAGACUCGCACCUACUAUCCCGGCCAAGGCAACAACAUGUAUGUCUUCCCUGGUAUCGGCCUGGGUACUAUCCUCUCCAAGGCGGUCAAGAUCACCGACAGCAUGAUCUAUGCCUCUGGUGCGGCCCUCUCGCAGGCCCUGACUGCGGAGGAGAUCGAGCGCGGUCUCCUCUAUCCCGACCUGACCCGGAUCCGCCAGGUCAGUGUUGUGGUGACGCGCAAGGUCAUGCGUGCCGCACAGGAAGACAAGGUUGAUCGUGAGACUGCCUUGCGCUCCAUGAACGAUGACGCGCUUGAUGCCUGGAUCAAGGCCCGCAUGUAUGACGCUCACAGCGAAGUCCUGGCCUUGGAGAGGGAAGUUGGUGCCCUCCUGCACAACCUGAACCCAUCCUCGGUCUUGAACGGGCUGUCGAGUGAUGAGAAUGCCAAGCUGUAAACGCUCGCAUUCUGUUUGUUCUUCCUUCCCUCAUAUCCUUUCCCCCCCCUUUUCUCCAUGCUCGACUCCGUAGCAUUCCCACUUCGAGCAAUCUUUCUUCACUAAAAUCCUGGGA